Cotesia congregata is the source of this 1095-nucleotide messenger RNA. The record is from the annotation of a GenBank genome assembly. Lineage: Eukaryota; Metazoa; Arthropoda; Insecta; Hymenoptera; Braconidae.
AUGAGUAUGAAUUAUCUCAAUAAAUAUGAAAAAUAUCAAUAUAUUCAAGAAUACGAGUCUUGCCUCAAUACAUCUUCUAACUAUGAAAAAAUCAUUAAAAUUGGACAGGGUACAUAUGGAGAAGUAUUUAAAGCGAGACAUCGACAAAACAAUAAAUUUGUUGCAAUGAAAAAAAUAUUAAUGCACAACCUGGGAGACAAUGGGUUUCCCAUCAGUUCCUUGAGAGAAACGAAAAUUUUAAGACUGCUCAAACAUGAGAACAUCAUUAAUUUAAUUGAAAUUUGUAAAUCAAAAGCGACAGAUGGAAAAUAUCCAUCGACGUUUUAUCUUAUAUUCGAUUUCUGUGAGCAUGAUCUCAAUGGCUUACUAUCAAACAAGGCUGUCAAAUUUAGUUUGCCCGAAAUAAAAACAUUUAUUAAACAGUUAUUAAGUGGUAUUUAUUACAUUCACGUUAAUAAAAUAUUACAUAGAGAUAUAAAACCGUCCAAUAUACUCAUUACAAAAAAUGGAAUUUUAAAAAUAGCUGAUUUUGGUUUGGCAAGACCAUUUAGUGAUAAAAAUUCUGGAAACCUCGGUAAGGAGCAAGUGGUAACAUUAUGGUAUAGAGCACCUGAACUACUUCUUGGAGAUGAAAAUUAUGGACCGCCUAUUGAUCUAUGGGCAAUCGGAUGUAUAAUGGCUGAAAUGUGGAAACGGGUUCCAAUAAUGCGAGGUCAAUCGGAACAACAUCAGCUUUUUUUAAUAACAAAUUUAUGCGGUUCCAUUACACCAAGUGUGUGGGAAGAUGUAAAAGAGCUUAGGUUAUUUAACACAAUGCAACUACCUCAAAGGAAAAAACGAAAAGUGAAAGACGAAUUAAAAAAUUACAUCGACAACCCGUACGCAUUAGAUCUUAUAGAUAAUCUUCUUACUAUUGAUCCAAAUAAACGAUUGGAUGCAGAUACAUCUUUAAAUCACGACUUUUUUUGGACAGAUCCAAUGCCAUGUGAUUUAUCGAACAAAUUGCUUCAACUUAAUCACAGUAUGUUUGAAUAUACUAUGGCUUCUCAACGAUUACAGAACAAAACUAAUGUUACUGUUGCGCCUCCGAUAUAA